AUGCAACCUCAUCUCCUAGCAGCGCUCCUUGCGCUCGGCGUCAUUGCCGCUCCGCAGGCUGUCAGCGACGAGCCCUUUCCCGAGCUUGAGGGCGUCGUGACCGAAGAUGGCAUCGAGCUUGACAGUACCUUCGUCGUGGAUCCUAUCUUUGAGAUCCUCUCAAACUACACCGUCCUGCCUGACAAGGUGACCGCCCGUCAGGCGCCACCCGCCAACCCGCAGACCACCACUGCCGACGCGGCCUCCAAGAUCAAGGCGCCCGGCGGUGGCGAGAAGGGUGUCUUUUACCGCGGCGACUCGCGUCCUCCUUCGGUCAUCUUCGCCGAGGGAUUCGCGCCGCAGGGCAACAACCCCAGCCUGCGCGACCAUCUUGGCUUUGCCGGCAACUCGGGUCUCGUCUCCCUCACCCGCGACCCCUCGAGGGCCGAACAUUACGCGUUUGGCCGCACCGGCGCGAAGACGGAAAAGGGUUACGUCUAUGUCGUCUCCACUAAGGACGUUCCCGAUGGUUUCUGGGUGCCCGGCCUCUACAACCCGGCCAAGGACCCGGCCAUCGCCCGCAACCAGGAGUUUGCCGUGGCCGGCUCCGUCCCCGCCUCGAGCAUCUCGCACGCGUACGAAAUUACCUCCCAGAACCCGACCGCCAGGAACAUCAAGGUGAAGAAUGAGGACUACGUUCUCAAGAAAUCGCCCUCUUGCUUCAGCUUUGGCAAGCGUGCUGUCUGCGACCCCGCCAAGUACAACGCCAAGGCACCAGGUGCUCGCAGAGUCAGAACCAAGGUGUCCCGCACCUUCCGCGCCGGCGCCCGGGCCGGCGGGGCCGUUGCCUUUGCCGUGCUGUCGCCCUACGCUCACGACGUGCUGGACCUGGUCAAGUCGUGGGACAACCCGAUCGGCCACGCUGUCAAGUGGUUCGACGACUCCAUGGCGAGCAUCCAGGAGUACAUUGGCGGCCCUCAGGUGCCCGAGAUCUACGGCAACACGCUCAAGCUGCGCUUCAUCUGCUGGAUGCGCGGCGAGCAGCGCUGGCCCAACGAUGUCGACCGGGCCUGCGCCCGCCUGCGUGCCUCCCAGCAGCCCCAGCCGACACGCGAGGAAAAGCGCCUCAAGAGUAUCAACGACGUGCUCAACGUCUGCGAGCAGCUCGAGCAGGGCACCGUGGCCCCCAAGAAUGAGGAGCAGAAGGACGAGCUGCAGGAUCGCUGCGAGGAGUUCCGCGAGCAGACCCAGGAGCAGGACACCGCUUCCGCUUAA
Molecule: messenger RNA, 1254 nt
Organism: Cordyceps fumosorosea ARSEF 2679
Lineage: Eukaryota; Fungi; Ascomycota; Sordariomycetes; Hypocreales; Cordycipitaceae
Exons: 2
Coding region: 1-1254 (417 amino acids)
Source: RefSeq, a predicted model, not a curated record